AUGCUAUAAAGCAACAUUUAAAUUAGGUGCACAAUUUAGUAGGUCAAUCGCGAAUUUUAAUUAGAAUUGCUUACUUACAAAAUUUAAAAACAAAAAUUUAAUUAAAAUAAUUAAAUUUAAAAUGAAUUUGCAAUUAUCAUUCAUUUUUUAUUUAAAAAACUAAAAAGAUUUUAUUACAAUCCAUUUUCAGUUCAAUAUGAAUCUGAAAAUGAAAAAGCUUAAUUUAUAGAAUUUUAAAAUUAAUAUUAGUAAUUUAAUAUAAUUGCUAUUAUUAGAUCUAUUAAAUUGCUUUUAGACGACGAAAAGAUUAAUUCUUAAAAUUAAUCUUUUUUAGAAUGUUAAACAAAUAACGAUAAUAAGUUAUUUGUUUUAAAAUUGUUAAGUUAGGAUAAAAAGAUUUGUUAGAAUUAAAAUAAUUAAAGAGAUCACAAAAUAAAAUUAGUGGAUGACUGCUUUAGAGAAUUUAUUUAUGAAAAAAAUAAAUAAAUUUAAUAUCUAAUUAAGUUAAUAAAUGAGUAUAAUAAGAAGGAAGCUAAUAAAAUACUUGAGUAGAUAGAUGAGGAACAUGAUAAUAUUAAAUAUUCUUAAGGUUCAUUAAAUCAUACUGAAGAAUAUUAAAAACCUCUUAAUAAUAUCUAAGGAAGGCUUGAUAAAAAUAAUUAGAUAUCUUUGAAUACUCAGAAUAUAGAUCAAAAUAUGGAAUAUGAAGUAAAUAACCAAUCAAGAUCAUCUUAAAAUGAUAUUUAGUAUUUUACUUCAGAAAAACCAGAUAUAAUAAUAUAUUCAUAAUUUACUAUUAAUUAUGAUUCACAAAACAUAAAUAACCUAUUUUCUUAUGAAUUUUACGAAUCUAAUUAAUAAUAUUAUCAAACUUAUGAUUAUAUUUAAUACUCUUAGUAGCAAAUUUAAACUUAAUUAGAAUAUUAAACUCAUUGCAGCUAUCUUAAUAAUCAAACAAACUAAUUUAAUAGACCUUUAAUAUUUUGA
This is a messenger RNA of Tetrahymena thermophila SB210, 987 nucleotides long. RefSeq lists its product as hypothetical. The transcript has 3 exons. NCBI's taxonomy places the organism in Eukaryota, Ciliophora, Oligohymenophorea, Hymenostomatida, Tetrahymenidae. The record is from RefSeq and is a predicted model, not a curated record.